Penicillium atrosanguineum is the source of this 1218-nucleotide messenger RNA. RefSeq lists its product as uncharacterized. The transcript is spliced from 3 exons. NCBI's taxonomy places the organism in Eukaryota, Fungi, Ascomycota, Eurotiomycetes, Eurotiales, Aspergillaceae. The record is from RefSeq and is a predicted model, not a curated record. Bases 1 to 1218 code for a protein of 405 amino acids.
AUGGCUCCCGCCUCCGCCGCUCAGCCCGUCUCCAAGAAGCACCCCUCCCGAGCUUCGAGCACUUCCAAGACCGAUGCUGAGAGCCCUGUCACUGAUGUGAAUGGCACCGAACCCCCCUUACUUGAAGGAGUUGCAAAAAACGCUACCGCUAAGACCGAUGCCAUCCUCGCGGAGAACCCUGGCAAAUCCCUCGAUGAGCUUGUGACGGAGAAGAAGCUCAAUGCCGACCAAAAGGCCCAGGCCCUGAAGAAGCCUGCCCUUCAGGCUCAGGUUGCGCAGAUCGAGGAGCAGUUUGCUCAUUACAGGGAAUUUGCUGGGCAAUACGAGGAGCGCUUGAUCAGCCAGAAGGCGGCUCUGGAGAAGACCCAUCAGGAAGAGCUGGAGGCUGUGCGCGCAAACGCUGUCGCCGAUACAACAGAGGCUACCGCAAGGUUGCUGCGCCAGCAAUUGCUUACUCUCAGCAAGUUUCUGUGCGCCGCGGCCAAUUCCCGUCGCGCUGGUGAGGAGUCUCUUGAGAGUCGCGCUCUCGAGGGCGUUCUUUUCCAGGUGUACGCUGGAAACCAGGAUGCUGUCAACUCUAUGCUCAAGCUGAUCAAUGGUGCUGAUGACAAAGUACCCUCGGUCGAGGGUCCGGAUCUGGAAUUCUCCUACGUGAAGCAGGCUUCCAACAAGUACACCCCCGAAGAGACCGAAGCCGUCGAACCUCCCACCGAGAAUGCCCCCAUCUCCGACCCUACCAUGACCAACGCUGGUCUCACCGAGCUUCAAGACACCUCUAUCAGUGCUGCCGUGGCCGCGUCCGACGCCAACGCCAACGCCCAGCCUGACUCCAACGCGCCCCCCUCCCAGACUCUGGUCUCCGAUGCUGGAAACAAGGUCGCCGAAAACACUUACGAUCCUAACGGCCUGGCCUCGUCGGCCACUACGGACGGCUGGGUUGAGGUCCCUCGUGACCCCGCUGAGACCGAUACUGGCCUACAGGCCACCAUCGCCAACACCGACACGCACAACGCCACUACCGAAGAUGAUAGUGCAGGCAAGGGACAUUCCAACGGACGUGGUCGUGGACGCGGUGGUCCUCGCCGUGGAGACGCCUCGCGCGGUGGACGCGGACGAGGCGAGCGCGGCCGUGAGAACCGAGGCCGAGGUGGACGUGGCCGUGGUCGUCGCGGCGGUGUCAAUGGCUCUCCUGCAGCGACUCCUGCACCUCAGGAGUGA